CAAAGGUUAGGUAGCCAUGGGCUGUAACCCUUCGGUGUUAGACCCCAGCCCACACUGGCCCAUACCCAUUCGCGUCGAACGGUCCCCCACGCGGGUUCCGCGUUCUUCUUGCCUUCUCCUCUCCCACGCACGCCGCGCCAUCGUCGCCGGCCGGGGCGGCGGCGCAAGCCGUGGCCGAUGCUUCCCUCCAAGCCCAGAUCCAACCUCAUCUCCUUCCUUCUCAGAGGCUACCGCCGCUUCUCCUCCACCCCCUCCGCCCGGCCCCGUCGCGCUGUAUCGCCAGUUUCCCGGGACUCUCCUACCUUCUCUCAGCUCCUCAAGGCGGCCGCGGCCGCGGCCGCCGCCGCUGGGGCCUCGGGGCGCAGGAUCCCACGCGAGGGUCAGAAGCUCCACGCCGGCGUCAUCAAGUCCGGCUUCCCCUCCUGCGUCUACGCCUGCACCGCGCUCGUGGACUUCUACGGCAAGGCUGGGGACCUGGUCUCCGCGCGGAAGGUGUUCGACGCAAUGCCGCGCCGCACGGCGCAUUCCUGGACGGCUAUCAUGGUCGGUUACGCGAGGAGUGGGGAUAUGUGGUCGGCGUUGGAGGUGUUCUCAUCGAUGCCCGGCAAGGACACGGCGGCGAACAACGCCAUGAUCGAUGGGUUCGUGAAGGCCGGUGAUGUCCCAUCGGCACGGAAGGUGUUCGAUAGAAUGAAGGAGAGGAAUAUUGUUUCUUGGACUUGCUUGAUGCACGGUUACUGCAUGGAUGGGGAUACGGAGGCAGCUAGGGCGCUGUUUGAUGCGAUGCCACAAAAGAAUUUGCACUCUUGGAACGUGAUGAUUGGCGGGUAUUGCAGGAACCUGGAAUCGGGAAAGGCUCUGGAUCUUUUUAGGGAAUUGCAGUCGCAGUUGUGUACGUUUGAGCCAGAUGAGGUGACAGUUGUUAGCGUUCUCCCAGCAAUCGCUGAUACUGGCGCUUUGGACCUUGGACGGUGGGUACAUGAGUUCGCUAGGAGAAAGGGGUUAGACGGGAGGGCUAAUGUUGCAACAGCGCUGAUCGACAUGUAUGCAAAAUGUGGAAGUACACGUGAAGCUAGGCGAGUGUUUAAUCAACUGGAGCCAAAGGAAGUUACAUGUUGGAAUGCUGUGAUAAAUGGCUUUGCAGUGAAUGGCCAUUCCAGGGAGGCUCUUGGUUUGUUUGGGGAGAUGCAAAAAAGUGGGAUUUUUCCAAAUGGUGUGACCAUGAUUGGAGUUCUGUCAGCUUGCAGCCAUGGGGGACUUGUGAAACAAGGGAGGCGGUGGUUUCAGGAAAUGGAGGCUCUAGGGAUCUCUAAAAGGGUGGAGCACUAUGGAUGCAUGGUGGACCUUCUAGGACGCUGUGGGUAUUUGGAUGAAGCAAUGGAAUUGAUUGACCAAAUCCCCUCUGGACCUAAUGGGAUAGUUUUAAGCUCCUUGCUCUUUGCUUGUGGGUGCCAUGGUGACAUUGAGAUGGCACAGAAAGUGAUGAAGAGAGCAGUUGUGGUUGAGCCAAGGAAUGUCGGGAAUUACAUUAUCAUGAGGAAUCUAUAUUCUGAAAAGAAGAUGUGGCGUGAUGCACUGAGAAUGAAAGAUGAGAUAAAUAAGCUUGGGGUUAAAAAGGAGGCUGGAUGCAGUCUUGUUGAGAUUGGGAGUUGUGUUUGGGAGUUUGUUUCAGGAGACAAGGCUCAUCUUGAGUGGGAGGUCGUGUCUGGCAUUCUCAGGUACCUUGAAUUGCAUAUGAGGGCUCGGAAUGAGAAGGAAUUUGAUUUCUCUGGACUAGUUACCUGAGUGCAUGCAA
Messenger RNA from Phragmites australis (common reed), 1795 nucleotides. Its product is annotated as pentatricopeptide repeat-containing protein At2g44880-like. Gene Ontology annotation, biological process: RNA modification. The coding region runs from base 178 to 1785 and encodes 535 amino acids. The transcript has a single exon. The record is from RefSeq and is a predicted model, not a curated record. Gene Ontology annotation, molecular function: protein binding; RNA binding. Lineage: Eukaryota; Viridiplantae; Streptophyta; Magnoliopsida; Poales; Poaceae.